Molecule: messenger RNA, 1221 nt
Organism: Silurus meridionalis
Lineage: Eukaryota; Metazoa; Chordata; Actinopteri; Siluriformes; Siluridae
Gene: cox11
Product: cytochrome c oxidase assembly protein COX11, mitochondrial
Exons: 5
Coding region: 211-990 (259 amino acids)
Cellular component (GO): mitochondrial inner membrane
Molecular function (GO): copper ion binding
Source: RefSeq, a predicted model, not a curated record
GUGUGGAUGCCAAGAAGACGAAGAAGACGACGGUCGGAACCAGUGCUACUGCAUUUUGUUUCCGGGGGGAGUAAUUAUUUAGUGGGACCAAUGUUCCUGAUACUGCUUGCAGGUUGACAGUGUUGUAUUCAGCGCUGUUAUUUGGUGUCGGUGCUACAGACUGAUGAAAGAACAGUCCUGAAGAGGUGUUAUUGUACAUCUUUAAAGGGAAUGUUACUAUCCUGUGCUCUCCGCCAGUGCUGCGCACGGCACUAUAUACAGCAAGCAUUGUGUACUGCCCAGAAAUGUGUUAAAAACCUGAAUGUGAGAGGACUCUCUACCUCCUACAGCCAGCUGUGUGUCAGGAGAACCCCUCAGCGAUUUGUCAAUCAGAAACGAGGAGUUAAAUCUCACAGGCAGAAGCAGCAACAGGAGGAGGAAUGGAAGCGAAAAAACAAGACCAUCUUGACUUAUAUUGCAGCAGCUGGAGUUGGAAUGAUUGGGAUGUCGUAUGCUGCUGUGCCACUCUACAGACUGUACUGCCAGGCAUCUGGACUAGGAGGCACAGCGACAGCAGGACACGAUACAGAUGUUGUGGAAACAAUGAAGCCAGUAAAGGACCGCAUUCUUAAAGUGACCUUUAAUGCUGACACACACGCCAGCCUGCAGUGGAACUUUCGUCCUCAACAGUCAGAGAUCUAUAUUGUGCCAGGAGAAACUGCACUGGCAUUUUACACGGCUCAGAAUCCCACAGAUAAACCGGUGAUCGGAAUCGCUACGUACAACGUGGUGCCAUUUGAAGCAGGGCAGUACUUCAACAAGAUUCAGUGCUUCUGCUUUGAAGAACAGAGGUUAAACCCUCAAGAAGAGGUGGACAUGCCCGUUUUCUUUUACAUUGACCCCGAGUUUGAUGAAGAUCCCAGGAUGGCUCGAGUGGACACAAUUACACUCUCUUACACCUUUUUUGAAGCUAAAGAAGGACAGACAUUACCACUUCCUGGCUACAGUUAAACCUGCAGCACAUGCUACAGUAUGUUGUUUUGAGACUUAAGAUUUUUAAUAAACCAUAAAGAGAGAAGUAUUUAUGGAAUGAUGUUGCUAAAGCCUUUUCUCCUUAUUCUUACCAGUAUGUUAUCCAUGUUCAACUGAAACUAAUGCACCAUGACAAGGUUAUGAUGCUUCCCUUAAUAUGUUGUCAUGUAGGCGAUGACUUUUUACAGUGCAAUAAAUCAAUCAAGAGUA